This is a messenger RNA of Odobenus rosmarus divergens (Pacific walrus), 2415 nucleotides long. It is a transcript of the gene MOXD1, whose product is annotated as monooxygenase, DBH-like 1. Gene Ontology annotation, molecular function: copper ion binding; dopamine beta-monooxygenase activity. Gene Ontology annotation, biological process: dopamine catabolic process; norepinephrine biosynthetic process; octopamine biosynthetic process. Lineage: Eukaryota; Metazoa; Chordata; Mammalia; Carnivora; Odobenidae. The record is from RefSeq and is a predicted model, not a curated record. Gene Ontology annotation, cellular component: secretory granule membrane. The transcript has 15 exons. Bases 40 to 2415 code for a protein of 791 amino acids.
GGCGCGACCCAGGUGCCGGCGGGCAGGAGGCGCCCGAGGAUGUGCGGCUGGCCGCUGCUCCUGCUUUGGGGGCUGCUCCCCGGCGCGGCGGCGGGGGGCUUGGGCCGGGCCCUCCCGCACCGCACCCUCCUCGACUCCGAGGGCAAGUACUGGCUGAGCUGGGGCCCCCGGGGCGGCCGGCUCGCCUUUCGCCUCGAGGUGCGCACUGCCGGCUACGUGGGCUUCGGCUUCUCGCCCACCGGGGCCAUGGCCGCGGCGGACAUCGUCGUGGGCGGGGUGGCCCACGGGCGGCCCUAUCUGCAGGAUUAUUUUACAAAUGCAAAUAGGGAGUUGAAAAAAGAUGCUCAGCAAGAUUACCACCUGGAAUAUGCCAUGGAAAAUAGUACCCACACAGUAGUUGAAUUUACCAGAGAACUGCAUACAUGUGACAUAAAUGACAAGAGUAUAACGGAGAGCACUGUGAGAGUGAUCUGGGCUUACCAUCAUGAAGAUGUGGGCGAAGCUGGCCCCAAGUACCAUGACUCCAAUCGUGGCACUAAAAGUCUACGGCUGUUGAAUCCUGAGAAAACCAACGUGUUGUCUACAGCCAUACCAUACUUUGACCUGGUGAAUCAGGACGUCCCCAUCCCAAACAAAGGUACGACCUAUUGGUGCCAAAUGUUUAAGAUCCCUGUGUUCCAGGAAAAGCAUCAUGUAAUAAAGGUGGAGCCACUGAUACAGAGAGGCCACGAGAGUCUGGUCCACCACAUCCUGCUCUACCAGUGCAGCAGCAGCUUUAACGACAGCGUCCUGGACUAUGGCCACGAGUGCUACCACCCUAACAUGCCCGAUGCAUUCCUCACCUGCGAGACCGUUAUUUUUGCCUGGGCCAUUGGUGGAGAGGGUUUUUCCUAUCCACCUCAUGUUGGAUUAUCCCUUGGCACUCCGUUAGAUCCUCGUUAUGUGCUCCUGGAAGUCCAUUAUGACAAUCCGACAUAUAAGGAGGGCUUAAUAGAUAAUUCUGGACUGAGGUUAUUUCAUACGACAGAUAUAAGGAAGUAUGAUGCUGGGGUGAUUGAGGCUGGCCUCUGGGUAAGCCUCUUCCACACCAUCCCUCCAGGGAUGCCUGAAUUCCGGUCUGAGGGUCACUGCACUCUGGAAUGCCUAGAAGAGGCUCUGGAAGCUGAAAAGCCAAGUGGAAUCCAUGUGUUUGCUGUUCUUCUCCAUGCUCACCUGGCUGGCAGGGGCAUCAGGCUCCGUCAUUUUCGCAAAGGGGACGAAAUGAGAUUACUGGCUUAUGAUGAUGAUUUUGACUUCAAUUUCCAGGAGUUUCAGUAUCUUAGGGAAGAACAAACAAUCUUACCAGGAGAUAAUCUAAUUACUGAGUGUCGUUACAACACAAAAGAUAGAUCCCGGAUGACUUGGGGAGGAUUAAGCACCAGGAAUGAAAUGUGUCUCUCAUAUCUUCUUUAUUACCCAAGAAUUAAUCUUACUCGAUGUGCAAGUAUUCCAGACAUUAUGGAACAACUUCAGUUCAUUGGGGUUAAGGAGAUCUAUAGGCCAGUCACGACCUGGCCCUUCAUUAUCAAAAGCCCCAAGCAGUAUAAAAACCUUUCUUUCAUGGACGCAAUGAAUAAGUUUAAAUGGGCUAAGAAGGAAGGUCUUUCCUUCAACAAGCUAGUCCUUAGCUUGCCCGUGAACGUGAGAUGCUCCAAGACAGACAAUGCAGAGUGGUCGAUUCAAGGGAUGACAGCGUUACCUCCCCAUGUGGAAAGACCGUAUAAAGCAGAGCCUUUGGUGUGUGGAGCCUCUUCUUCCUCUUCCGUGCACAGAAAUCGCUCUCUUGAGCUGCUCGUGGGCUUCAUGGUACUCGGCAGCAUGCUGCACAGCACACGCUUGUGUUCAUCAUUCUGUGCCUGGGGACGUAAGAUAGCAGGACCUCCUGAGCAGCAAGGCCUUGUGCAGGCAGAGCCUGCGGAGCCUUCCCGCAGCGUCGGGCAGCCGGCGACGGGAAGCCUCCAUGAGAUCUCCCCUGAUGCCAAACCAAACCAUGUAAAAUCGAAUUUAAUAAAAGCAAAAGGAUUCGAGUUUGAAAAUGCCCCAUGGAGGGCAGAGGCAGAACCAUUGCCCACAGGGGGUGGAUAUGGGGACAGAUACUUCCUCUAUGAGACAGCUUUGAAGUCAUCCCUUAGUAAACAUGCCUCCUCUCCAAGCUGUGCACACACACCGGGCUACCACCCGCGAUUCCACCUCUACCACCCAGAAGGAACCCCGGGGGGGAAUGACUUUCCUCACCCUGCGGAUGAAGAAGAGGGCAGUGGGGAUGCCCAUGACCUCCUGGUGUUGGGCACUGGGGACUGUGGUGCUGGUUUCCUGCUGCCACUGGGAGCUAGUAUUAGAAGGGUCCUCACUGAGUUUGAACAGGCAUAUUUCUAA